AUGGCAGAGACGCACCCUCCGGCUACCAACGUGACUGUUGCCGAAGAUGGCGCUGUACACGAGACGACGAAUGAACGGCCCAGGACCGCGGCUGAAGCUUUACGAAAGCUGUGGACUCCGAAGAAGCUGGGUAUUGCCAUUUCUGGUCUUCUCGUCAUGAACUUCUUUAUGAACUUCACGAGUUACACCCAGAAUGUAUACGAGCCAUACGCAACAAGUCAUUUCCAGGGCCACUCUCUGCUUACGACCGGCUCCAUUAUCAACGGCAUCGUGCGCAUCGUGUCAUAUCCAUUGUUGGCUAAGCUCGCUGAUCAUUUUGGACGACCCCAAGGUUUUGCUGGAGCAGCUCUGUCGAUGGCCAUCGGCAACAUGAUGUUCGCAGCGUGUCAAAACGUGGACACUUUCCUUGCCGGAGGAAUCUUCGACUCAUUUGGAGACACGUGGUGGAACAUUACCCAGCAGAUCUUCAUUGCCGACGUGACCAGUCUUGUCAACCGCGGCAUUCUGUUCACGCUGCCCGAGUCCAUCACCGCUAUCCCGACGCUCUACGCCGGAACUUAUCUGGGAGAGCACAUCCUCCUAAACGCGUCAUGGCGCUGGGGUUAUGGCAUGUGGUCUAUCGUGCUGCCGGUCACAGCUCUGCCCACGAUCGCCAUCAUGAUUUGGAUGGGCCGCCGGGCCAAGCGCAUGGGUCUCAUCGGCGAGCGUGUCUCCCUAAUGCAUGGCGCCCCAUCCGGUCCUGUCGGCAAGGCCAAGCACUUGGCCACGGAGCUCGACCUCAUCGGCGCAUUCUUGCUUAUUGGCGGUCUCUCCAUGACUCUGCUGCCCAUCACCAUUGCCGGCCGCCGCGACACUGACAAGUGGAAGGAGGCAUCGUCCAUUGUGCUCAUCAUCGUCGGUGUCCUGACCUUUGUUGUAUUCCUCGUUUGGGACUACAAGUACGCAACGAAGCCCAUCAUCCCCUACCGCACCAUGCGCGCGCGCAACGUCAUCAUCGCCUGCGCGUCAGCCUGCUUCAUUGCCAUGUCCGACAGUGUCUACCGUCCGUUCCUCUCCAGCUUCCUGCAGGUCGCCGGAGACUACUCUCCCGGCGCCGCGACACGCGUCGACAACGCUCAGCGAGUAGCCUACAAUGUCGGCGCCCUGCUCUCCGGCCUGUUGCUCAAGUACUUCAAGCAGACAAAGCCAUUCAUCGCCAUCGGUGUGGUUCUCAUCCUCCUUGCCGCGGGUCUUCCAAUCUACCUCACCAACAUAUCGGGCUCGCACAUUGGUAACGAGCCUGCCUUCAUCACAGUCAAGUCGCUCCUCGGCGUGGGUCGCGGCCUCGCUCAGGUGUCUCUGCAAGUUGCCCUCCAAGCGGCCGUUGGCAAUGAGGAAAUCGCCGUGGCCACGGCCGUUUACCUCUCGUCCCUGGGCUUCGGUUCGAACCUAGGCACGACCAUCAGCGGCGGCAUCUGGAACUCGAUCCUCCCGCGCAAGCUGCGCGCCAAGUUCCCCGCAGCCGAGGCACGCAAAAUCUUUGGGUCCAUCGUCGUUGCGCAGAACUACACGAUCGGUAGUGUGGAGAGGGACGACAUCAAUGAGGCAUACCGCGAGACUCAGCAGACGCUGGCGAUCGGGUCGCUGUGCGUCGGUACGGUGCUCGUUCUUCUGGCCUGGUUAGCGCAGAACGUCAAGCUUGGAGAGGAGGACGAGAAGCGGGCGGUGCAGGCUGACGAGGAGCUUGCGUGGGCUGUCAAGGCCAGGGAUGCCGAAGGCGGAGCGCAGGCGGACGAGCUCGGCCGCGAGACAAAGUGA
Molecule: messenger RNA, 1797 nt
Organism: Verticillium dahliae VdLs.17
Lineage: Eukaryota; Fungi; Ascomycota; Sordariomycetes; Glomerellales; Plectosphaerellaceae
Product: siderophore iron transporter mirA
Exons: 4
Coding region: 1-1797 (598 amino acids)
Biological process (GO): siderophore transmembrane transport
Molecular function (GO): siderophore-iron transmembrane transporter activity
Source: RefSeq, a predicted model, not a curated record